Tauraco erythrolophus (red-crested turaco) is the source of this 654-nucleotide messenger RNA. Lineage: Eukaryota; Metazoa; Chordata; Aves; Musophagiformes; Musophagidae. The record is from RefSeq and is a predicted model, not a curated record.
GGCGCCUGCGGAAGCUGCUGGACCUUUUCCACCACGGGGUGUCUGGAGUCUGCUAUUGCUAUUGCGACGGGAAAGCUCCUCUCUCUGGCGGAACAACAGUUAGUUGAUUGCGCUCAGGCUUUUAACAACCACGGCUGCAGUGGGGGCCUGCCAAGCCAAGCCUUCGAGUACAUCCUGUAUAACAGAGGGCUCAUGGGGGAGGACACCUACCCGUACCGGGCCGAGAACGGCACCUGCAAGUUCCAGCCGGAGAAGGCUAUUGCGUUUGUCAAGGAUGUGAUCAAUAUCACGCAGUACGACGAGGACGGCAUGGUAGAAGCUGUGGGGAAGCACAACCCGGUGAGCUUUGCGUUUGAGGUGACGAGCAGCUUCAUGCACUACAGAAAAGGAGUCUAUUCAAACCCCCGAUGUGAGCACACUCCUGACAAGGUGAACCAUGCUGUCCUUGCUGUGGGGUACGGAGAAGAAAAUGGGACCCCUUACUGGAUUGUGAAGAACUCCUGGGGCCCACGGUGGGGCAUGGAUGGGUAUUUCCUCAUUGAACGUGGCAAGAACAUGUGUGGCCUUGCUGCCUGUGCAUCUUACCCUGUUCCUCAGGUGUGAGAAGAGAGCGCAGGCUGGGGAAGGCGGGCGUGGGGAAAGGAAGGACGGACU